UCAAAAAGUUCCAUUUAUGAAAAUUUCGAGAUACUACAAAAUGCUGGCGUCUUUUGGACUUUGGAGCCCUCCAAUCAAACAAAAACCGGCUUCAAUUUUCAAUUUCUUUUUCAAAUCUUAAUUAUACAGGCAGUUCUUUCUCACUUCACUGGCUCACACUCUCUCCCUCACACUAAAUUCUUCUCUUUUCGAUUUUCUCGAAGUUCAUCAUCUACUUCCAGCUCCAGGUUUCGCCGCGAUUUUGCUUUUAGAGCAUAACCAAAAACUGAGAGAAAAUAGUGGAAGAGAAAGGAAAAGAAUACCCGAGAUUGUCUUGACGAGCUGCUAAGAAAAGUUGAAGCUCUGCGGAGAAGAUGGUGAAACAUCGGUUGAGAGAUUCUAUGAAAUCUUUAUUUAAAAGCUACAUCGACCCUGAAAAGGAAGCGCAGCUGAAAGGAGCUAAAGGAGAAAUUCAAGAGAAGGUGAAAAGAAUAUUGAAACUUGUUAAAGAUGAACAUCUUGAAGAGGAUGAUGCUCCAUUAGAACUUUCUAAGAAGGAAUCACUUGUUAAAUUGAUAGAGGAUUUCCACAGUCAAUACCAAUCACUCUAUGCAAAGUAUGAUAAUCUAACAGAUGAGUUGAGGAAAAAGAUCAUUGGCAAGAAAGGAAAGGAGAGUUUUUCUUCCAGCUCAGACUCGGAUUCUGAUUAUUCUUCAAUGGACAAAGACAGCAAAAAUGGACAACUGGAAAAUGAAUUUCAAAAGACAAUUAAUGGCAUGAAGCAAGAACUUCGAACAGCACAGAUGGAAGUUGCGGAAUUAAAUCAGAAGUUGACAGUGACAAGUGAAGAGAAACAGGAUCUAAUGAAGAAACUUGAAAGUACUGAGAAUGAGUCGUCUUCUAAAAUAGCAGAUUUGUCAUCUCAAAUAAACAAUCUGCUGGCCGAAAUGGGUAAACUACAUGCUCAGAAAACUGAAACGGAGGAAGAGAUGAACAAAGCUACAGCACAAAUGAUGGUGCUCACUACCCAAGUUAACAACCUGCAAAGAGACUUACUAUUGUUGCAGAAAGAGAAAGAAGAACGAGAAAAUGCAUAUGAGAAGUUAAAUGAAGAGUAUGUGCAAGUAGAUAAUUGGUAUAAGGAAUGCAAGGCGAAACUAGAAGCGGCAGAGAAGAAGAUCCAAGUAAUGACAGAAGAAUUUCAUGAAGGCAUUGGCUCAAAGGACCAGAUGAUAGCAGAUUUGGAACAAACAACAGAAGACUUGAAAAGAGACCUUGAAGAGAAAGGAGAUGAAAUUAAUACUUUACAUGAGAAUAUUAGCAUCCUUGAGGUUAAGCUUCGUAUGUCAAACCAAAAGCUCCGGGUUGCUGAUCAAUUGCUAAGUGAGAAAGAGGAGGGCUUCAGGAAAGCAGAAGAGAAGUUCCAUAACGAUCAGAGAUCACUUGAAGAGAGGAUUGCCAAAUUGUCAGCAACUAUUGCUAUUCAGGAGGAUGCUUAUCAGGAAAUUGUGUUUGGCAUUAAAGAAAGUGUGAACAGUGUGAUGACUGGAACCAAAAAUAUUAUGUGGAAAUUUGAGGAUGAGUGUAAAAAUUAUGAGAACUAUAUCUCAAACAUGUCACAUGAGCUUCACAUUGCAAGGAACUUUGUCAGGGAGAUGAACAAGGAAAAAGUGCAACUGAAGGAGAAAAUAAACCAUUUGGAGGAGCAACUACAGGAUAAAAAGAAGCAGGAGUUGGAUUUGAGGCAGAUGGUGAAGAAGUUAGAUGAAAAGGCAAGAGAGGAGGAACUAGCGAAGAAGAAUCUAAGGACAAAUGUUUUUCAACUUGAGAAUACUAUUGGAGAGCUACAAAAAUUGGUGAAAGAGAAAGACCAAGGUAUAUUGAAGUUGGCUGAGGAGAAGAGGGAGGCCAUUAGGCAGCUGUGUCUGGGAAUCGAUUAUCAUCGCAGUCGUUAUAACACUCUCAUGGACGUUGUAUCAAGGACUCGCAGAGGCUAGAGAGCAAUAUAAUAAAUCCAGGUUAUUCUUUUACAAACCAAUGCCGGAUUUAUGUUAUAUACCAAUAUUUGAACUUUAAUCAGUUCGUUAUUCCCCCAAAUAUUUGUGAUCCGUUUGCAGAAUGAGUCACCGUGUAGAAAGUUAGUGUUCUUGUUUUCUCCCUCUUUUAUUGCCUCCGCAGUCCGUACUAUUCAAAAGCAUGGUGGCCAAUUUUCUAUAUAUCGAAAUCCCGUUAAACCAU
Molecule: messenger RNA, 2217 nt
Organism: Arachis duranensis
Lineage: Eukaryota; Viridiplantae; Streptophyta; Magnoliopsida; Fabales; Fabaceae
Product: COP1-interactive protein 1
Exons: 4
Coding region: 354-1976 (540 amino acids)
Molecular function (GO): actin binding
Source: RefSeq, a predicted model, not a curated record